AUGACCGCGGCAAUCUUCCCGAAAGUAGUCUACUGCGCGCAUCUACACAACUGGUUGAGGCUGCUUAUCGGUCAUGCAUACAUACUCAGAAGUGUGCAAUCUGAGCGCAGGGCGCCCAAAGCUGUGGUGGGCGUAGCCAAGCCCGUUGAAGCACUGGCCCUGGUUGAGUACAACCUGCCUGACGCCGAAUGGCAUCAUGACGCUAUUGAGAGCAGGUUUGAAAUAACCGAUGUGCGAGUUUUCACCGGCACUACGCCCGAGCUCAUUGACAAUGUGCCCGAGGUGUGGGAACUUGUACGCACGCGCUACUCCGCCUUGGUGCGCAUGACCACAUUCUUCGAAGAUGUCACUCUACACGCGGUUCUGGACACGUUUAAGCAUUAG
This is a messenger RNA of Aspergillus melleus, 384 nucleotides long. RefSeq lists its product as uncharacterized. The record is from RefSeq and is a predicted model, not a curated record. NCBI's taxonomy places the organism in Eukaryota, Fungi, Ascomycota, Eurotiomycetes, Eurotiales, Aspergillaceae. The transcript has a single exon. The coding region runs from base 1 to 384 and encodes 127 amino acids.